AUGGCAGGUACAAGUGAGUAUUUUACGAUGCAGGGAUUCGGAGUCCCAGUAUCGGCGUUUGGUCAGAGUGAGAAAGCAGGCUCGCAGGCGUCGUCAUCAAGCGACUGCAGCUCUCUAGUAGUGGGCAACUUGGCUACUGAAGAGUAUACUGUUACAAGAAAUAAGUUGUCUGAUAAGACAACAACAAAGACAAGAAAAUCAAAGUCUGUUAAAAGCGUUGCGGGAUUCUCAAUCGAGGAAUCAGAAAAGAGAAAAGAGAAAAGAAGGCUCUAUAUGAAAAAUUAUAGAGCCAAGCAAUCAAAGGGGGCUAGAGAAGCUCGUUUGCGACAAAUGCGUCAGCAUGCAGCCGAAGUCAGAGCGUCAGAAUCUGAUCAAACUAGAGAAGCUCGUUUGCAGCAAGUGCGUCAGCACACAACUAAAACUCGGGCCUCAGAAUCUAAACAAGCCAAAGAGACUCGUUUGCAGCAAAUGCGUCAACAUGCAGCCAAAGUCAGAGCCUCAGAAUCUAAACAAGCCAAAGAGACUCGUUUUCAGCGAAUGCGUCAACAUGCAGCCAAAGUCAGAGCCUCAGAAUCUGAUCAAACUAGAGAAGCUCGUUUGCAGCAAGUACGUCAGUACGUACAUACUGUAGAUAGCUAA
Molecule: messenger RNA, 639 nt
Organism: Cotesia glomerata
Lineage: Eukaryota; Metazoa; Arthropoda; Insecta; Hymenoptera; Braconidae
Product: C-type lectin domain family 4 member M-like
Exons: 1
Coding region: 1-639 (212 amino acids)
Source: RefSeq, a predicted model, not a curated record